Molecule: messenger RNA, 2853 nt
Organism: Cryptomeria japonica (Japanese cedar)
Lineage: Eukaryota; Viridiplantae; Streptophyta; Pinopsida; Cupressales; Cupressaceae
Product: choline transporter protein 1
Exons: 10
Coding region: 264-2402 (712 amino acids)
Biological process (GO): transmembrane transport
Cellular component (GO): membrane
Molecular function (GO): transmembrane transporter activity
Source: RefSeq, a predicted model, not a curated record
CACGAUACAGCCUUCACCUCGGGCAAGUGUGUGAACGACCGAGUUAAUUACGUGAGAGAGACGUACAUUUCAACUAUCACCAUGGCUAUCCAUGGACCAUAUAGUCAAAAGUUGAGGUUAGCUAAUGACAAUGCAUUUUUCUUCUUACUGCUUUUAUGGCUGUAAAAACAACCUUUUUCACUUUUGUUUUGUGGGUUACAUAUCUGAAGUUGUUGGACUUCUGAGCUCACACUGAACAAGCUGAAGGAAAGAAACAGAAGGUAAUGGGUAUGGACAAAGAAGGAGAAGAAAUGGGUAUGGGUAUUGGUAUGGGAAUAGGAUACUCUGAAACUACUAUUAACGCCAAUGCUAGACAGCAAGAGCAUCCAAGGAACCGGCGAAUCAGGGAGAGAAGGAAAUGCAGGGAUAUAGCCUUUUUGGUUGUGUUCAUUGCAUUUUUGGUUGGAAUGGUGGUUAACUCUAGCUUUGCAUUCAACAGAGGGGAUCCCCACAGGCUUGUAUAUGGAACAGAUUACAAGGGGAACGUCUGUGGGAACAAGAACUCUAAGCCCGAUGUCCGAGAAUUCGAGGUUAGAUAUUGGCAAAGUCCAAACCAGGUGUAUCAAAGUGGGCUUCGAAAGAGUCCUAUCAAGCUCGCUGAUGCACGGAGUGUCUGUCUAAAGGAAUGCCCAAUUCCUUCAGAUGAGGAUGUCAAUUGGGUCUGUGACUAUCCAGAAGGGAAUAUAAAGCUCACAAUGGAUGAGUGGAAUGACAGAAAUUAUGACUACUAUGAGUUUCUGAGUUCGGAGGAAAGGAACAGUUCUCUUCAACUUCAGGGCCCAUGCUAUCCCGUUAUAUUUCCUAGCACAAAUGUAUUUUGGAGUUGUCAGUUUGCGGCUCGCCCCUCAAAUUCUUCAUUGCAGUUUUGGAAGCAAAUGGGCGGUGUGGAUAUUGAUGAAGGUGGUAUUAUAGUAAAAUCCGUCCAUAUGUCCAUCAAUUCCCAUCAAGCUGUUCUCAAGAGAUAUGUAGCUGAUGUUGGUAAAGCAUGGCCUGUUUUGAUUGUAUGUGGGGGACUGCUGCCAUUGUUUUUGUCAGUGAUUUGGUUGGUUAUGAUUCGCUACUUUGUUGGAGUGAUGAUAUGGGCAACAAUUGUGCUCCUCAAUAUUCUUACCUUUUCUAUCACACUGUUUUUCUACACAAAAGCUGGUUGGAUUGGGCAUGAUGGCAUCUCAACUGUCAUUGGACAAAAUGCGGCAGAUUAUGUAAAAGCAAAUGGGAGGGAACUUGAUCACCUAAGGGCUAUUGCUGUACUCAUGACAAUCGUAAUAGUAGUUGUAAUUUUGUCAACAAUUGCCCUUAUCAAGCGAAUCCUUAUUGCUCCUGCUGUUUUAAAGGUAGCUUCAAAGGCCAUUGGAGCAAUACGAAUGAUGAUUAUAUUUCCGAUUCUUCCUUUUGCUAUUCUUGGAGUAUUUUAUAUGUAUUGGGUUGGAGUAGCAUUAUAUCUUUUCAGUGCAGGUGAAAUUCGACAGAAUGACUGCAAUGGUAAUUGUUGUGCAUAUGAUCUUCUUGCUGGGAAGGUUAAAUGUGAUGGAUGCUGUGGUUACAGUAUUUACUAUACACACCAUCUUACUCUCGCCAUCCUUUACCAUCUGUUUGGUUGUUUUUGGAUCACUCAAUUUAUAAUGGCAUGCUCAGUCACAGUUAUAGCUGGAUCAGUUGCUUCUUAUUACUGGGAACGUGGUGAAAGCCCUGAAAUGCUUUUACUUCCACUUAUUUCUUCAGUAAAUCGACUUUUACGCUAUAACCUUGGUUCCGUGGCACUCGGUUCACUGGUUGUGGCACCCAUUGAGUCAAUCCGCUACAUACUGGAGUGUGUACGGCGACGGCUGAAACUUGUGGAAGCUGGAUCGGAAGGCUUCAUUACAAAAACAGUAUGGUGUUGCAGACAGUGCUGCUUAGGCUGUAUUGAGCGGACCAUAAAAUUUGUAAAUCGUAAUGCUUACAUCAUGAUUGCUAUUACUGGGAAAGGUUUCUGUACAGCUGCAGAAAUGGCAACUGGAUUAAUCAUUAACAACAUAUUAAGGAUAGGCACAGUUAAUGUCAUCGGAGAUGUCAUUCUGUUUUUGGGCAAGCUAUGUGUUAGUCUUGCAUGUGCACUGUUUGCAUUCCUUAUGCUAGACACCCACCCAUACAAGUCUGCUCAUGAUAAGAUCUCAUCCCCAUUGUUUCCAGUCCUGGCUUGUUGGGGCAUUGGAUAUGUUGUUGCUUCUCUUUUUUUUAAUGUUGUAGAAACAACCAUUGAUACAAUUAUGCUAUCCUUUUGCCAAGAUGCUGAAGAGCACCAAGGAACGCCACAAUAUGCACCACCUCUACUUAUAGAGACAUUGGGAAAUCACAGUGAGAUGCAACGGUUAACACAGUGAGUUGAAUUGUCAUGAGACAAGGAGUGGAUUGCAUUUCAUUAAUUCAUGAGAAUUGAGCAAAUUUCAGAGAUUUGUCAUAGCUUGCCUUCAGUUAGUGUAUUGGCCACUUGUGUGAAGGAUCAAGAAUAGUAUGGACCCUUUCCUAGGAAGGUGAUCAUUUUGAGAGAAAUGCUCUUAGCUACUCAAGUACACAUCGGGAGAAGCACAUAACAUUUUCAAGGAAAUGUUAUCACUUCAUUACGAGUGUCUGUACUUACCUCAAAUUAGCUCAUUUGUUUCGACUUUGAGGCACGAGCUGUAUAUUGUAGGACUAGGUGGUUUUGUUAGUUCUAGUGUGUUUUGCUAACCAGAUCUUUUAAAGUUAAGUUCAAUCUCAGUAAAUUUCAGUCCAAAUGUGUAAUCCUAUAUCCAAAAUAAGUAAUUAUAUGGAAGCAAUGGCGAUUAAUUUGAA